Messenger RNA from Toxorhynchites rutilus septentrionalis, 2686 nucleotides. RefSeq names its product BTB/POZ domain-containing protein 2 (gene axed). Gene Ontology annotation, biological process: neurogenesis. The coding region runs from base 482 to 1669 and encodes 395 amino acids. Lineage: Eukaryota; Metazoa; Arthropoda; Insecta; Diptera; Culicidae. Gene Ontology annotation, cellular component: cytosol. The transcript has 3 exons. The record is from RefSeq and is a predicted model, not a curated record.
GUGUUGGAAAUAAUAACGGUUCUGGUUCUGGUUAAUGUGUGGGUGGUAAUGACUAUUGGUUUUUGUUUGUAAUCGACCUCGUGUAUUUGGCAGUGACCACAAAUUGAAACAGUGGUUUUUAAUUAUUGAAGUUUGGCUGAUAACGUGAAAGUAGGGGAGAGAAAAAACAAAUUCGGAAGCCAGUAACAGUGAUUUUCCAGCUCGCUAAACAUCGUUCGCUGCCCUGUCUCCGCGCGGAAUACCGUGUGUCCGAGCCAGAAGAAGCCGCUCACAGUUCGCCGCUAGCCGUGGAUUCGCCCAGACGUCGCCAUCCUCGAGCCGGGUGCUAACAUCGAUUGAAGUGAAGCAGCGGAGAAGCACGCGAUUGUUUUGAACGCGCCCGUUUCUUGUUGUGUUACUCGUUUGCAUGACUCACCACGAAACCGGCAAACUUUAUCCUCGACAAAGUUUGACCUGCAAGUGUCGAUAGAAGUGACACACGAUGGUGCGGCCCUUCAACACCUCAUCGGAGAACGGGGGAGAUCAGGCCAGGGCGCUACUGCGGCCCACGGCACCUCCGCUGAUUCAGGUCAACGCGGAAGGGGAUGAUUUCAGCGAUCCGGACGCGUAUGUGGAGUUUCUAGUGCUCGGCAAUAAGGAAAAUUAUAGCGUGCGAGCCGAGAAGAAACCGAUCCUCGACUCGAACACGCUGCUGGCGCAUAUCAUCAACGGAGCGGUACCGUCGACGACUAUCGUCGAUGGGAAGUUUGUGGUGCGGGAUGUUGACAAGGACAUUUUCGAGAUUUUUGUGAGAUACCUCGAGACCAAAUACAUCAAAUUUAUCUCCGCCUCACACACGCUACAAACUCUUGAGCUCGCCUCGCGCUUCCAGUGCCGUCAGUUGGAGAUUUGCUGUGUCAAGGAACUUGAUCUCAAUCUAUCGAUCGACUGUGUGCUGGAAGUCUUCCGGGCGCUUUGGUACUACAACUCGUUCACACCUGCGGGGGCGAUAACGGACCAGCGGAAGAAAAGAUGGCGUCCCUCUAGCAGCCGCAGCAAGAAAAAUGAAACCGUCGAAGAUAGGCCCCUCACACCGGAAGAAUACUUUGCGGCAUUGCUUAACAACUGCUUGCAGCUGAUCGAUAUGCACCCGGAAGAUGUUUUCGCCCAGCCGGCGAUGCUCGUGCUGAGAUUUGAGGAGUUGGAGAUGAUUGCGAAACGCGAGGCUCUUCAGAUGUCCUCGGAAAUGGUUUUACUUGAUCUCUUGGUGCGUUGGAGUCGUGAGGAGUGUUCCCGCAAAAACCUUGAGCUGACGGCGGAGAAUCGACGCCGCGUGCUUGGCGCAUUGUGCUUUUCGCCACGUUAUCUCACCAUGUCACGGAAGGAAUUCGAGGGCGCCAGGGAUCGAAUUAUGUUACUGGAUCCGGUUGAGUUAAAACUGGUGGGCGAUGUACUGAAUGGGAAGCGAGCAAGCAGCUUAACGCCCGAACAGCAGACAAUGGUUGCCAACUUCAAGCGACCGCGACCAGCCUUCGCUCCAAUGCCGAUACAACUUAGUGCUAGAAGUAACCCCAAAAAUUACCCCAAGAAAAUGCGAAAAGCCGCUGAGGAAGCCGCGAGUGACAAACACAGCUGCUGCGAAAGACUGAUAAUCGGCUUUGUUUCGGUAUUUGCCUGCAUCUUUGACUAGCCGAUUUGGCUUUAAAGGCGUUGUAAUCUCAGCGGAAACGUUUGAUUUUUAAUCCAUCGAAUGCGAAUGCAGAGCCGGAAGAGCAUUCGAGUGUGAGAGUGUGCGCAUAGAUAAUGUUAGUGUUCAUCAUAGUUUAGCUAUUUAACUCUAAAGCUUCCCCCAUUUUGCAGGUAAUUUUGCAACAGCACAUAAAAUUUUAAAUCAUUUCAUGUUCCCAUUCAUAUCUGUUGAUAACUGUUAGGUAACUUGUAGAGAAAAUUUAUUCUGUAUCAAAUACAGAACGUUUAGUGUUUUUUUUUAUUAAACAAAGAAGGGAAUCAAAUUUGACUUUGACUAAAUAUAUAUGUCUGCUAAGGAGAGAAUAAGUUACAAUCGUAUCGCACUAAUUUCGCUGUUGAAAUUGUUUCGUUUUAUUUACAGUUAUGAUUGGUUAUCAUAGUUUAACGCUGAUAGCGAAUAGUGAAUUGUUUAUCCUGCCAGUGUAAGGUAGAGUGUGUUAACGAGGAAAGAUGAAUGUUCUAGUCUAGUCUAUAGUUUAUUUUAAUCACUGCAGCAAUCAAAGCAGCAUUUUACACCCACCAAAGGAACGUUUUCUCAACACAAAUGAACGAAAGUAUUCAAACCUUUUAGAAGUAAAAAAAAAGAUAUAGUUACAAGCAUACACAGUUCGAUUAGUUGAAAACACAUUUUAACGCAGAGUUUAUAUUACCCAGAUGGAAAAUUUUAACUCCCUUAGUGAAUUCGAUCGCUUUCUGAAAGCAACGCAAAGCAGCUAGAGGUUAUCUGUUACAUGUUGAGAUUUUUGGGAUUAGUUAAAUCGAAGCCUAUCAAAGUAUAAAUUUGCUGUAUCGAAAUUGUGUUCGUAUAUAAAAGGGAGGAGAAUCACAAAGAAGCGCACGCACGCUCUAUCUAUUUGUUGCCAUAACUAAUAGUAUGUAGUUUGAGGUAUAUACACAAUUCUCGUUGCCAUAUUGCCUACCAAGUAUAUAAUAACAGUAAUCCACAUAUAUAUAUUAA